UAGUUCGGUGCGUGCCCCACCAUCCAUCUCAAUCUGCAUCCAUUCAAGCUACAAACAGUUUCUGUACAUUACCUCAAUCUACCAUAUUUGCUGUAGCUUGAUCAUACCCCGACCAAGAGUGAGCAGGCCGCAUAAAUUUGGCUCGAUCUACUUGGCGCAAGCCCCUAGCACAGGGAGAGAGAAUGGCCGACCCGGCCUUCAAACCAGCUCUGAUAGUGGUCGAUCUGCAGGAGGAUUUCUGCCCUCCUAACGGCUCACUCGCCGUCAGCGAGGGCCGGGCCAUCAUCCCCGUGGUGAACUCGCUGCUCCGCCUCCCCGGCUUCGUCGCCCGGAUCGCCACCAAGGACUGGCACCCGUCGGACCACAUCUCCUUCGCGGCCAACCACCCGGGCAAGCGACCCUUCGCGGACACGUGCACGGUCGCCAACCCGCUCAACCCGGCCGAGACGUACCAGACGCGCCUGUGGCCGGUGCACUGCGUGCAGGGCACGCCCGGCGCCGAGCUGGUCCCCGAGCUGGACGCCGGGCUGCUCGACCGCGUCGUGGAGAAGGGCACGCACGCCGCCGUCGAGAUGUAUAGCGCCUUCCACGACCCGCUGAGGCGGCCGCGCGUCAGCGACAGCGGGCUGGCUGCCGCGCUGAGGGAGGCCGGUGUCACGGACGUGUAUGUUGUUGGGUUGACUGCCGACUACUGCGUGCGGAGCACGGCUGUGGAUGCCCUGGCGGAGGGGUUUGGCUCCUUCGUGGUCGAGGAGGGGACCCGUGCCGUGGAUGCGGCGCGGUGGCCGGAAUGUAGGCUUGAGAUGGAGAAGGCAGGCGUCAGGGUUGUCAGCGUGGAUGGGCCUGAGGUGGGGAGGCUCAGGGGCUGAUCAAUUAUCUAGGGCUAGCCACCCGUCAUCUAAUGUAGUUGGUAUCCUACAUUUUUGGGGGAAAUAUGAAAGCCAUGGUCUGAUGGAUUGUGGCCGCGAUCGGCUCUCCUGGGAUAACAAGAUUGAAGCAUGGCAUGGGACCCUGUCAUCACUGCAGCGCCAAUGCGUACUAAAAUGGACUACCGGCAUG
Phialemonium atrogriseum is the source of this 1059-nucleotide messenger RNA. RefSeq names its product NAD(+) salvage pathway protein. NCBI's taxonomy places the organism in Eukaryota, Fungi, Ascomycota, Sordariomycetes, Cephalothecales, Cephalothecaceae. The record is from RefSeq and is a predicted model, not a curated record. The coding region runs from base 183 to 869 and encodes 228 amino acids. The transcript has 2 exons.